Molecule: messenger RNA, 600 nt
Organism: Fibroporia radiculosa
Lineage: Eukaryota; Fungi; Basidiomycota; Agaricomycetes; Polyporales; Fibroporiaceae
Exons: 3
Coding region: 1-600 (199 amino acids)
Biological process (GO): dolichol-linked oligosaccharide biosynthetic process
Cellular component (GO): UDP-N-acetylglucosamine transferase complex; extrinsic component of endoplasmic reticulum membrane
Molecular function (GO): hexosyltransferase activity
Source: RefSeq, a predicted model, not a curated record
AUGUCUCUCAGUCCACCAGCGUCCGAGUCAGCGACCGAGUCAUUUCUCCGUCCGCGCACUAGUUCCACUACCUUCGUGACGGUGGGCUCUACCCGCUUUGACACUCUCGUCCAGGCCGUCCUAUCCGAUUCCGUGCUUGAUGCGCUGCGCUCGCGAGGAUACUCGAGACUCGUCGUCCAGUCCGGCAACUCGGAUUUUGAUGCGAGCUCCUUUGAGGCAUCGGGGGAGGGGCUCACGCGCACUGCAGCAGAUGGGAUUGACAUAGAGGUGUGGAAGUUCAGGCCCUCUUUGCAGGAGGAGUACGAGCAGGCGGGGUUAAUAAUCAGCCAUGCCGGCUCUGGCACCAUCCUCGAUGUCCUUCGCCUCGGCAAGCCACUGAUAGUCGUUCCCAACCCCACCUUAUUGGAUAACCACCAGCAGGAACUCGCCGACGCUCUAGCUGCGCUCGGACAUCUGCAGUCUUCUACUGUCUCCACGUUGUCUGAGACCAUCCAGGGUCUGACAAACGUCAAACUGGUACCGUUUCCUCCGUUCAAUGGUAGUAGAUUUCGUGAGCUACUAGACGAUGAGAUGGGGUACAGCGAAUCGGAGGCCCAAUAG